AUGAAGUCACUUCAUCGCGCGCCCAUCGCGCUGCUCCUCCUCUCCUCCGCAGGCGCGUGCCUGCCGCAAACGCGCGUCGCCGUCUCGCUGCUCUUCGCCGACGAGGAGAUCGACGUCGACCGGACCGACUUUUCUGACCCCGCGCUCUCUGCUGAGCUCGAGGCCGAGGGCCCGAGCGAGCACGUCGAGUCUGCGGCGCUGCUUCCGGAUGCCAUCGACGACAAGGUGGAGAUUGGGGCAAACAACACGCUGCUCAUCGCGCUGUCGAACCUGGGCGGCAAGAUGUAUAACGUGACGCACGUCGACGGCCACCUCGAGGAGCUCGGCUCCGGCAAGCAGCUCGGCAAGUUUCGCCGGCAGAGCUUUGGCGAGCCUCUCGGCCCGCGCGAGCAGCGCUCGUUCCGGUACCUCUUCGUGCCCCCGCUGAGCAUCAAGCCCGACGCGUACCGCCUCGUCUUCUCCAUCUACUACCAGAACCGCGACGCCGCCAAGUUUGUGGACGCCAUCUUCAACGAGACCGCCAACCUGGUGCCAGCCACCGACCUCGGGAUCGACGCCGACAUGAUGCUGCUCGCGGGCGGCGCGGCGGCGGGCGCGGCGAUGCUCUUCGCCAUCGGCUACCUGCUCUCCUCGGGCAGCGGGGCGCCGCCGGCCAAGGCCAAGAAGGCCGCGGCGUCGGCGAAGGCGAGCGGCAACGGCGAGGCGAGCGAAUGGCUGCAGGGCACGGCGGCGGGCAGCGAGGGCAAGCCGCGCAGCGGGCGCUCCAAGAAGCGGUCGUGAAGCGGCCGAGAGAGGGAGGGAGGAGAGAGAGAGAGAGAGAGAGAGAGAGAGAGAGAGAGAGUGAGAGAGAGAGAGGACGUGGCUGCGCUGGAAGCUGGCUGGAAGUCGACUAGGACCCGGCACUGUGCCGAGAGGCCGUGGCCGAGGGUGUGCGUCGAGCGUGCACUCGACCCGCUCGUAGUACCACACAAUCUGACACCACAGUUGGAUGCUUGGAUCCAUAUGAACUUUUCACGAACUGAGAACUGUGAACU
Messenger RNA from Emiliania huxleyi CCMP1516, 1034 nucleotides. RefSeq lists its product as hypothetical. The record is from RefSeq and is a predicted model, not a curated record. The coding region runs from base 1 to 780 and encodes 259 amino acids. Gene Ontology annotation, cellular component: endoplasmic reticulum. The transcript is spliced from 4 exons. Lineage: Eukaryota; Haptophyta; Isochrysidales; Noelaerhabdaceae.